This is a messenger RNA of Nymphaea colorata (pocket water lily), 3015 nucleotides long. Its product is annotated as putative pentatricopeptide repeat-containing protein At5g06400, mitochondrial. NCBI's taxonomy places the organism in Eukaryota, Viridiplantae, Streptophyta, Magnoliopsida, Nymphaeales, Nymphaeaceae. The record is from RefSeq and is a predicted model, not a curated record. The transcript has a single exon. Bases 39 to 2915 code for a protein of 958 amino acids. Gene Ontology annotation, molecular function: protein binding.
CUGUAUCUCUUCUUCAAAGCCAUCCAGGAACCCUGCCGAUGCUGAUCCGGCGAUCUACCCGAUUCCACUUCCCUCUCAGGACCGUUCGAUUAUGCCAGACGGGCCGUUCCGACGACCUUCCGAUGGACUCCCGAGACGUCAGCCCGGUGGUCCACCAGAUUGCUGGGAUCGUGCUAUCGGAAGAUCCUGGGGUUCCAUUGGAGGACAGCCUAUCGGCCGCUGGCGUCGCCAUUGACGCAGAAGUCGCCGAGACGGUGCUGAAGCGAUGCUUGAAGGCCCCUGUUUCGGCGCUCCGCUUCUUCGAUUGGGUCGGCCGCCGGCCAGGGUUUCGUCACACCGCUGAAACCUACAAUUCGAUGAUCCACAUAGCCGGAGAGGCGAGGGAUUUCGAUCUGGUGAAGGAUUUGCUCGCGAGAAUGGACACUGAGUCGGUCAAGGCGGACGUCAAGACAUGGACUACCGUCGUCUCUCAGUAUGGAAAGGCGGGGCUGCUAGGCGGGGCGCUGCUCUCAUUCGAGAAGAUGAGGAGCUGCGGCGUCGAGGCCGACGAGGCGGUCUAUUCUUCGUUGGUUCGGGCGCUUUGCGAGGGGAAGAAGAUCGAGCUCGCGUUGGAGUUCUAUCGGGAAAUGGCCUUUAAGGGGAUGAAGUUGGACGAGUAUGUGUAUAGAUUGCUGAUGACGGGGUUGGCGGGGUCAGGCGAUGUGGGUUCUGUGCGUUCAAUUGCAGACGACAUGGCGAAGGUCGCAGGAAUGACCGAAUACGCCGUGAAUUCUUCAAUGCUGAAGAGUUUUUGCGUCUCCGGAAGGAUGGAGGAGGCACUUGAACUGGUUUGGGAGAUCAGAACGAAGAACGUGUGCAUCGACAACCAGCAAGUUCAAAUUCUGGUUGAUGGAUUGUGUCGCGCCGGCAGAAUUGAUGAUGCUCUGGAAUUUGUUGGCGAGGUGGAGAAGGAAAAUGUUUCGGUGGGUACAUCGGUGUAUGAAUCUCUCAUUGAUAGUUAUUCGAAAAGGGGAAACAUUUUGAUAGCUCGCGAGCUUUUAGAUAAUUGGAAGAAAUUAGGCUUCAUUCCGUCGAUUUCCCUGUAUACUACUGUAAUUCAGCGUCUUUUCUGUCUCAAUGAGUAUGCAGAAGCUUGCAAACUCUACGAGGAGAUGAAAGCGAAUGGCAUCGAACCUGACGUUGUAGCUGUGACUGCAUUGGUUGCAGGGCACGUUCGCCAUGGUUACAUUUCAGAGGCAUUGGAGGUGUUUGAAGGUAUGAAGAGCAAAGGGUUAAAGCCCACAAGGAAGGCAUAUUCAGUGUUCAUCAAUGAACUAUGCAAAGCCUCGGAGACUGAGGUGGCCAGGAAGGUCUUCGAUGAAAUGCGGGGGUGUGGACUUGGUGUUGGGAAUGAAUUAUCACGUCUAGCUAGGAAAUCUAUGGACGAUAGAAAACUGUGCAUGACAACAAAGGAAAUCAAGCUGAAAAUGAACGCUUAUAGAGUCCGAAAUCAAGAGAUCCAGCGCAAACAGGCAGAUUUGGCAACUAAUUCUUCUUUCAGUCAUGAAGAUGUUGACGGUCUUCUACCUGUUAGAUCAUCUGAAAUGAGUUCAAAUGAAUUACACCAAUUGAGUAGCUCCGAGUUUGAUCAAGCCGGAAAUGAAUGUUUUAAUGAGGGCGAUCUCAUGGAAGUAACCGGACUUCUGUCAUCUUCCUGUGAUUGGACAGACAUUCAGGAUGCAUUGGAGAAAAGUGGGAUUCAUUUCUCAUCAUCACUUGUUGUAGAGAUUCUACAUAAUUGUCGAAGACAUGGAAGUGCUGCCAUGAAAUUCUUCUCAUGGGUAGCAAGGAAACCUGGUUAUCAACACACUGUAGAGACCUACAACAUGGCCAUCAAAAUAGCUGGCAGUGGAAAAGACUUUAAGUACAUGAGAAUGCUCUUCGAAGAAAUGGAAGGGAAGGGUUGUGAAGCAACAGCGGAUACAUGGACAAUCAUGCUCACACAAUAUGGCAGAGCAGGAUUGACAAAGAUGGCAUUGCAGAAAUUCAAGGAAAUGAAGGCUGGGAAGUGUAAGCCUAAGGGGAGCACAUACAAGUAUCUGAUACUGUUCCUAUGCGAAAGGAAAGGCCGGAAUGUCGACGAAGCAAUCAAGCUUUCCAGAAAGAUGAUCCGUGCCGGAUUUACCCCUGACAAAGAACUGGCCGAAACAUAUCUUCUCUGCUUAUGUGAAACAGAAAAUCUAACAGAAGCUCGAGCUUUUGUUGAAUCAGUGUGCCGGAAAUGUUUCACAAGCCAAAUUAGUUAUUCCAUGCUUGUGAAGGCCCUCUGUAGAGCAGGGAGAUUGGAAGAGGCUGCAUCACUGGUUGAUGAGCUGGAAAAUCUUGGAUGCGUUAUUGAUCAGUAUAUAUAUGGAAGUCUUGUUCAUGGUCUGUUGAGGGGAGGAAAGCAUGACGAUGCAUUGGCUAAGGUUGGGAAAAUGAAGGAAGAGGGCAUUGUGCCCACUGUUCAUGUGUACACUUCGUUGAUAUCUUAUUAUUUUAAGACCAAGCAAAUGGAGAAUGUAGCAAAGAUCUUGGGGGAGAUGAGAGAGGAUGGUUGUCCGCCCAGCAUCAUUACUUACUGUACAUUGAUCAGAGGUUACAUGGAUGAGGGUCGAGUUAUUGAUGCUUGGAGUGUUUUCAGGAUGAUGAAACUCAAGGGCCCUUUUCCUGAUUUUAAGACAUACUCCAUGUUCAUAACCUGUCUUUGUAAGGUUGGUAGGUCAGAAGAAGGACUCCAACUUCUUCACGAAAUGAUAGAAACUGGAAUUGUUCCAAGUACUGUAAACUUCCGCACUGUUUUUUAUGGUUUAAACAGAGAAGGCAAGCCAGAUUUAGCUCGUUCUGUGUUGCAAGUAAAAUGGGCACUAAUGAGAAGUAGAAAAUGUUGGCUCUAGCAUCUGCUUAGAUACUCAGGAAUUAGUUCAUUGUUCACACCAUAGGUUUUACUAAUUUAACUUCUCCUGCCCAUCAACUUAGGUGCCAAUCUUUUUCUUC